AUGCCGCCAUCCACGAGCGACGCCGGAGCGGAUGCCCGCAGUGAGACUCCCGUGAAUCCCCGUAAACGGAAGAAAGCUUCCCGGGCCUGCGACUACUGCCAUCUAAACCACCAGCCCUGUGACAAUGGCAAGCCGCGGUGUGGCGUGUGCGAGAAGCAUAACAAGCCGUGUAGUUAUCUGCGACCCACCAAGCGGCGUGGGCCUCAGAAGGGUUACCGCACUGCGCUCAACACCUACAAGGAGAGCGCAGCCGCUUGGGGGGUUGUCCUGGGCGCCAUCCCAGGUCUGGAUGCCCUGAUCGAGGGCCAUCUCCGGAGCGAGAAUGGCAGAUUUCUCUUGAAGUCCGUCAAGGAUCCUGCCCAACAAGACGCCCUGAUUCAGAAAUGGCAGCAGAGCACCGUUUUCAAGUCCUUCUUCCCUAGCAGCUCCACUACGGCCAGCAUUGAGGGAGAAGAAGCAGAAGAGCCCAGGGACAGUGUGCUAGAAAUGGACCCCUUUCCAGUACCCCGGGGGAAGCCAUAUGCUCCCAAAUUUUCGCCUAGCCGGACCAGCCGCUCCUCCUUCGGUCCUGCCGAUAUAGACCUGACGAGGAGGAGGAGGAGCGUGACGGCUCCGCAGCAGCCUGUUAUCAGGGAGCCUACCUCGCUCUCCGAUAUUGUGGCCAAGGAUGCAGCUCGAUCAUCGUCUCAUGCCUCACAAACGCUGGCUCCCCUCGGUUUCGCUCCAAAUGAGACAAUUGCCGAUUUUUACGAUAUUGGCUCUAAUCCAGAACAAAUCCUCCAGCCCCCUGACUUGGACCACGAGCUGGGCACGGAUGCGGAGCAGAGAGUCUACUACGAGUUGCUCAUGGGCCGCUCCUUUGAUGACUCGUCCCAAAGGACCUAA
Messenger RNA from Phialemonium atrogriseum, 885 nucleotides. RefSeq lists its product as uncharacterized. NCBI's taxonomy places the organism in Eukaryota, Fungi, Ascomycota, Sordariomycetes, Cephalothecales, Cephalothecaceae. The transcript has 3 exons. Gene Ontology annotation, biological process: regulation of DNA-templated transcription. Gene Ontology annotation, molecular function: DNA-binding transcription factor activity, RNA polymerase II-specific; zinc ion binding. The record is from RefSeq and is a predicted model, not a curated record. The coding region runs from base 1 to 885 and encodes 294 amino acids.